This is a messenger RNA of Onychostruthus taczanowskii (white-rumped snowfinch), 553 nucleotides long. Its product is annotated as voltage-dependent P/Q-type calcium channel subunit alpha-1A-like. The transcript is spliced from 2 exons. Gene Ontology annotation, cellular component: voltage-gated calcium channel complex; membrane; neuronal cell body. The coding region runs from base 45 to 356 and encodes 103 amino acids. Gene Ontology annotation, biological process: calcium ion import across plasma membrane; chemical synaptic transmission. NCBI's taxonomy places the organism in Eukaryota, Metazoa, Chordata, Aves, Passeriformes, Passeridae. The record is from RefSeq and is a predicted model, not a curated record. Gene Ontology annotation, molecular function: high voltage-gated calcium channel activity.
AGGAGUGCCACCGGCGAGGCGUGGCACGAGAUCAUGUGUCACCCAUGUCACCCAUGUCCCUCGGUGUCCCCAGGAGUGCCACCGGCGAGGCGUGGCACGAGAUCAUGCUGUCGUGCCUCAGCGGCAAGCCGUGCGACGAGAACUCGGGCAUCAAGGAGGACGAGUGCGGCAACGAGUUCGCCUACUUCUACUUCGUGUCCUUCAUCUUCCUCUGCUCCUUCCUGAUGCUGAACCUUUUUGUCGCCGUCAUCAUGGACAACUUCGAGUACCUGACGCGCGACUCGUCCAUCCUGGGCCCGCAUCACCUGGACGAGUACGUGCGGGUCUGGGCCGAGUACGACCCCGCCGCAUGGUGAGGACCCCCGGGGGGGCACGGGGGGGCACGGGGACACCCCCCGAGGGGGACAGCGGGGACAGGGACACCCCCCGAGGGGGACAGAGGGGACAGUGACACCCCCAAACCCCGCGGGUCCGUGCGGGUCUGGGCCGAGUACGACCCCGCCGCAUGGUGAGGACCCCCGGGGGGGCACGGGGGGGCACGGGGACACCCCCC